AGGGAGACCGAUUUGUAUGCAGAAGAGGGGCAGAGAGGAAGAAAGGGAGAGAAGCGAAGCCAAAACAGGACACCGACUCGUGGGCGCACGCAGCGGAAGCGAGAUGAAGGUGAUGGUCGCCGUCAAGCGGGUCGUCGAUUACGCUGUUAAGAUCCGGGUGAAGCCCGACAAGAGCGGGGUCGAGACGAGCAACGUAAAGAUGUCGAUGAACCCCUUCUGCGAGAUCGCCCUCGAGGAGGCCCUCCGCAUCCGGGAGGCUGGCACCGCCGCCGAGGUCGUCGCCGUCUCCGUCGGCCCCGCCCAGUGUGUCGACACCCUUCGCACCGCCCUCGCCAUGGGCGCCGACCGUGCCAUCCACGUCGACGCCGGUGCGGCGCCGGUUCUCCCCCUCUCCGUGGCUAAGAUUUUGAAGGCACUCGUCCAGGUGGAGCAGCCUGGGCUCUUGAUCCUCGGCAAGCAGGCAAUUGAUGAUGACUGCAACCAAACAGGACAAAUGAUAGCUGGACUACUUAGAUGGCCACAAGGAACUUUUGCUUCAAAGGUUGUGCUGGAUAAAGAAAAACAAGUAGCAACAGUGGAAAGAGAAGUGGAUGGUGGUAUUGAGACUCUAUCUCUAGAUUUGCCAGCAGUAAUCACAACGGAUCUGAGGUUAAAUCAGCCAAGAUAUGCAACUCUUCCCAACAUAAUGAAAGCGAAAUCGAAGGUCAUUAAAAAAGUUACACCUGCAGAGCUGAAUGUGGAGCUGAAGCCAGAUCUGGAGGUGGUUCAAGUCGCAGAACCUCCCAAAAGGAAAGCCGGUGUUAUCGUCUCCUCCGUGGAUGAGCUCAUUCACAAGUUAAAGAAUGAAGCUCGUAUCCUGUAAGAUGUUUGAUUGUUCCAUCUCCAAGUGAUCCGAGGUAGAAACCUUUGUCGCCCUAACUGAUCUCUAUCAAUCUUGCCUAAAUCAUACAAAAUUCCAAGCAUUUCAA
Molecule: messenger RNA, 968 nt
Organism: Musa acuminata subsp. malaccensis (wild Malaysian banana)
Lineage: Eukaryota; Viridiplantae; Streptophyta; Magnoliopsida; Zingiberales; Musaceae
Product: electron transfer flavoprotein subunit beta, mitochondrial
Biological process (GO): fatty acid beta-oxidation using acyl-CoA dehydrogenase; amino acid catabolic process
Cellular component (GO): mitochondrion
Molecular function (GO): electron transfer activity
Source: RefSeq, a predicted model, not a curated record